AUGACGCCACAGGAGAACAAGUCUGGGUGCCCAUCCGCCGGGUCCGUGAGGUUGCGCCCCGUUGAUGCCCCAGGGGAAGGAGGCCGCGGCGGAAGAACAAGACCGUCCGGAGACAGAGGCUGCCUUCAACACGCCCUUAGCUGCCUGCUUGCCAUGAUCCAGUUGGCGACCCCAUCCACAGCUGCUCCUGCCGUCUUGCCACCCCUGGCAGUGACUCCCACGCAUUGGGCCCUUACCCCAAAUCUCCCGAUGUUCCAGUUGGUGACCUGCAGCCCAUCCUGUCUGUGUAACUCAAUUAGAAAGCCUUCUAGCACUGCCACUACUUUCACCACUGAACUGCACAUGUUAGAUGAGGCCAUUGCGGCCAUACAGACUGCCACUAUACACAUUCAAUGCGACCGGGACAGAACUGUAACAACGCCAAGGACUGGUGGGACACUCUUCAUGUCCAUCAAUUACUCCAAUGGGCCUCCAUUGGGGGGUUUGUCCUCGUCCUUGCCCUUCUCACCUCUGCUUGUUGACUCCGGCGUACUGCCUGGUGAUUCUCCUCUCGCAUCCCCUGAGAGGAGCCGGACGUCCGAAGACCCGGGCAGGGUGAAGAUGAAGAAUAACUCUAUGCUAAAUGAAUUUAUUUUGUUAGGACUCACCAAUUCUUGGGAGCUUGAGAUUCUUUUUGUGAUCUUCUUCCUGGCCUACACAUCAAUCAUGGCUGGAAACACUCUCAUUAUACUGAUGGUGACCUUUGAAUCCCACUUGCACUCCACUCCCAUGUACUUCCUCCUGGCCAACCUCUCCUUUCUCGACAUGACCCUUUCCACUGUUACUGUCCCUAAGAUGAUCACAGACUUCUUCAGGGAGAGGAAAACCAUCUCAUUAUGGGGCUGCAUGGCUCAGAUGUUUUUAGUUCACUUCUUAGGAGGCAGUGAGAUGAGUCUACUUGUAGUGAUGGCUAUAGAUCGAUAUGUUGCAAUAUGUAAACCCCUCCACUAUACAACAAUUAUGAACCGUCGAAUUCUGUUAGGGAGUGUGUUUCUCUCAUGGGUUGUUGGCUUUGUGCACACCAUGAGCCAAAUGGCCUUUGUGGUGAGCUUACCCUUUUGUGGCCCCAAUGUGAUUGAUGAUGUUUUUUGUGACCUUCCCCUGGUGAUGAGCCUUGCCUGUACUGAUACCUAUAUCCUGGACCUCCUUGUCAUUGCUGACAGUGGGCUGCUCUCACUGAUCUGCUUCAUACUCUUGCUUGUCUCCUAUACUGUCAUCUUGCUCACUGUCCACCGUUGCUCCUCUGGUGGGCUUUCUAAGGCUCUGUCUACACUGUCUGCUCACAUCACAGUAGUAACUCUCUUCUUUGGACCAAUUAUCUUAAUCUAUGCUUGGCCAGUUAGUAGCUAUGCAUUAGACAAAUUCCUCUCAGUGUUUUUCUCUGUUAUCACUCCUCUCCUGAAUCCAAUUAUCUAUAGUUUAAGGAAUCAGGAGAUGAAGGAAGCCAUGAUUAGACUGAGGAGCCGGCACAUCAGUUCUAGGCCAGUCCUCUAG
Molecule: messenger RNA, 1533 nt
Organism: Trichosurus vulpecula (common brushtail)
Lineage: Eukaryota; Metazoa; Chordata; Mammalia; Diprotodontia; Phalangeridae
Product: olfactory receptor 4K13-like
Biological process (GO): G protein-coupled receptor signaling pathway
Cellular component (GO): membrane
Molecular function (GO): G protein-coupled receptor activity; olfactory receptor activity
Source: RefSeq, a predicted model, not a curated record